Messenger RNA from Urocitellus parryii (Arctic ground squirrel), 1364 nucleotides. RefSeq names its product G protein-coupled receptor 3 (gene Gpr3). The record is from RefSeq and is a predicted model, not a curated record. Gene Ontology annotation, molecular function: G protein-coupled receptor activity. Gene Ontology annotation, cellular component: membrane. Gene Ontology annotation, biological process: G protein-coupled receptor signaling pathway. NCBI's taxonomy places the organism in Eukaryota, Metazoa, Chordata, Mammalia, Rodentia, Sciuridae.
GGGUCCGCGCACACCUUGAGCUGCCAGGACCCAAGAGGACCCUCCCCGCGGCCCGGCCGCGCCCUGUCCUGAACGGUACCAUGAUGUGGGGUGCAGGCGGCCCGUUAGCCUGGCUCUCUGCUGGCCCAGGCAGCGUCAACGUGAGCAGCGUGGGCCCUGCAGAAGGGCCCACAGGCCCAGCUGCACCACUGCCCUCACCCAAGGCCUGGGAUGUGGUGCUAUGCAUCUCAGGUACCCUGGUGUCCUGUGAGAACGCGCUGGUGGUGGCCAUCAUCGUGGGCACUCCUGCCUUUCGUGCCCCCAUGUUCCUGCUGGUGGGCAGCCUGGCUGUGGCAGACCUUCUGGCAGGCCUGGGCCUGGUCCUGCACUUCGCUGCUGUCUUCUGCAUAGGCUCCGCAGAGAUGAGUCUGGUGCUUGUUGGUGUGCUGGCAAUGGCCUUUACCGCCAGCAUUGGCAGCCUACUGGCCAUCACUGUCGACCGCUACCUUUCCCUGUACAAUGCCCUCACCUACUACUCGGAGACAACAGUGACUCGGACCUACGUGAUGCUGGCCCUAGUAUGGGGGGGUGCCCUCGGCCUGGGGCUGCUGCCAGUGCUGGCCUGGAACUGCCUGGAUGGGCUGACCACGUGUGGCGUGGUAUAUCCACUCUCCAAGAACCAUCUGGUAGUCCUGGCCAUUGCCUUCUUCAUGGUGUUUGGCAUCAUGCUGCAGCUCUAUGCCCAGAUCUGCCGCAUCGUCUGCCGCCAUGCCCAGCAGAUCGCCCUUCAGCGGCACCUGCUGCCUGCCUCCCACUAUGUGGCUACCCGCAAGGGCAUCGCCACACUGGCCGUGGUGCUCGGCGCCUUUGCUGCCUGCUGGUUGCCCUUCACUGUCUACUGCCUGCUGGGUGAUGCCCGCUCUCCACCCCUCUACACCUAUCUCACCCUGCUCCCUGCCACCUACAACUCCAUGAUCAACCCCAUCAUCUAUGCCUUCCGCAAUCAGGAUGUGCAGAAGGUGCUGUGGGCCAUUUGCUGCUGUUGUUCCUCUUCCAAGAUUCCCUUUCGAUCUCGCUCCCCCAGUGAUGUGUAGUUACAUCCUGGUGACCCCUGCAGCCCUGAUCACUACAAAAUUCCAGAAUGUUAGGUCCUCCAGGGCUUUGUUCCAAAUCCCCAGCUCUACACCCCCAGACCCAGCUGGUUCUGGAGUUCUAGGACAUUGGGUGUUUCAGGAUUCUGUUCAAGAUGACUGCAGGGGCCCAGCUGGCUCCAUGGUUCUAGAAUGUUCCAGGUGGUCAGGAUUCCACUUAGAAAUGUCCCACAGCCCAGCUGAUUUGCAGUUACAGAAUGCUGGGUGUUUUACAGUGCCAUUCAAGCCCUUGAU